AUGGUGUUCCGCGUGUUGGCUUUUGUCGAGAAGCACCGCCGGAUGCCGCUUCGCAAAACUUUGGGGGAAGAUCAGCUGGCGCAAAGGUGGGCCAGGGCAAAGGGAUCCACGAAGCUGACGCCGGCUGCGCGGGGCCUGAAGAUGCGCAUCGAGGCGCUGGCGGCGGAGUCGGAGGCAACCAAGCAGUGUGACAAUCGAGCUGCGUGUGCAGAGCAAAUGUUGCUGACGCAGCAUGAGGAGUGGUGCGGGGAAAACGACGUCGUCGACGAGGCCCAGUGGAGGCGGCCGGCCUUGCAGCGGUCUCGUGGCGGGCGGCACCCGUACCCGAGCCUCUCCAACCUGUGCAACAAUUGCUACAUCAACGCGCCACUGCAGUGCCUGCUCCACUGCCCCGCCGCGCGCGCCGAGCUCCUGGGUGCCGAGGGCGAGAGCGAGCCGCUCGUCGUGCAGGAGCUGCUCUCCCUGGCGGCCGCCUGCAGACGCGGGGUGCCGGCGAUCUCGGAUGGCGGUGGCGGCGAGGCUCGCGAGUUCCUGCCCGUGGACCGCUGGUCCCCGCACGCCUUCGCGGGCGCGUUCCUGGCGAAGCACCGCGUUAUCUUCGGGGUGGCGAGCGAGAAGAGGCACGGGGGCGCUGGCGAGGCGCUCUCGGUCAUAGUGGAAGGCGCGCCGCGUCUCCAACGCCACUUCAGUUUCAUCCAGUCCGACGGUGAGCAGGGGGCCCUGAUGCGGCUCCCGCCUUUCGUGGACGGGGCAGACGAGGGCGACGAUGCCGUGUCGCCGCAGGAGUUCUGCCGGGACGACGGCGCGCAGAGACUCAACAUGCGACAGAUGCUCCGCCGCUGCGCCUCCUCGGGCGGGCGACGGCUACUGUCGACGCCGGAGCUGCUGGCCAUCCAACUGCCCGACAGGUGGGUGCGAGACGACGACGAGGCGUUUCUCCUCAGCGCCCUCGACAUCGUGCCCGAUUGGGGCGAGUGCCCGGAGGUGGCGUUGGAAACGGCGGGAGGAGACGUAGCACACCGCAUGCGCGCCGCGGGCGCUGCCGUGGUGCAGCCCGCCGCGACUGGCAUCCAAGGCCAUUAUGUGGCCCAUUUCGAAGAGAGCGGGAGCUGGUGCACUGCGGGCGAUCUGGGCGACCGGCCGCACGUGGUCCAGUGGGCGCCCGGUACCGAGCACAAGAUGCCCCGCUUGAUCCUCCUCGAGAGGGUGGACACCCAGGCGGCCCGGGCCGCGGCGCGCCCCUGGCCGCCAGCGGCGGUCGUCGACGGCGCGGAGGGCGCGGGCGACGACGGCGACGUCGACGCGGGCAGCGAGGAGAGCCGCGGCCUCGAUGGAGAGAACGAGGAGGAGGAGGAGGACGGGGCCGGCGACGCCAGCUUGUCGGGCGCGCGGAAGCGGCCCGCGGCGUCUUCGAGGUGCGGCGCCCCCGCCAAGAAGCGGCUCCGCCUCCGAGGGAAGCAGAGCGCGGCUGGGAGGCAGCAGAGCCGCGCUGGGAGGCAGCAGAGCCGCGCUGGGAGGCACCAGGAGAGGCAGCAGAGCCGCGCUGGGAGGCACCAGGAGAGGCAGCAGAGCCGCGCUGGGAGGCACCAGGAGAGGCAGCAGAGCCGCGCUGGGAGGCACAAGGGGUGUGGGUGUAGACGCAGGGAAAGCGAGAGGCAGCAGAGCCGCGCUGGGAGGCAGCAGAAGAGGCAGCCAGAGCCCGCCCUGGAGGCAAGCAGGCAGGACGCCCAGAACAACGCCGCCGCCCCGGUCCUGCGCAGCAGCAGGGAGGCGAAGAGCUUGCAGGCGGCCUGCGACGCGCGCCGGGAGUGCGGCGACCUCUUCUUGCUCUUGCACUUGCUGGAGCCGCUGGCCGCUGCCGAUGACCUGCUGAAGUAUUACCCUGACUUCUUCGUCUACGCCGGCGACGAUUGCGCCAACCGAUGGGCGACGUUCCUGCGCGCCCCCGACCGGCCAAACAAGUUGGCGGGCAGGCUGCGGGAGGCGCUCGGGGUCACGGAGGAGGAGAUUUCCGACGCCAAACGCCGACUGGAGUGCGGGGAGUGGCACAUGCACCACGUCGCGGAGCUCCUGGACGAGCGCCUGAACUCCGCCCGCGGCGUACGCUCCGUGGCGGCCGCGGUCCGCAUGGCGGCGGGUGGCGGGCCGGGCGCGCAGGGCGACGGCAAUCCUCUGAGGGCGCGCCUGGCGGAGGCGUGGCAGCGCAGCCGAGUUAACUCCAGGGAGGCGUUCAUGGCGCACCAGGGCAGAGUCCACGGGGGGCAGCGGUGGUACCAGUCGCAGUACGUGGCGCGGUGCGAGCUGGAGCCCUACCAGCCGUCGCCGACCGAGGAGCGCCAGGUGGUUCGCAGGUUCCACAUCUCCCAGUGCUGCGCCACCGUCGACCCCGUGGACGAGCCGUUCGUCCCGAAGCUUGAAUCGGAAGUGCAGAAGCAGCUGCUCCACGCGGCGAUCAUCGAAAGGAUCGUCCGCGAGAUCGGGCAGGGGGCCACCGCGGAGGAUGCGUCCCUGCAGGCGGCCAGAGCGGCGGAGUCGGCAGCCCGCGCUCAGGCGGCGUGUCAGGCGAGGGAGCCCCGCGCUUUCCAGGCCUGCGUCUGCUGCGCCAUGCAGCUGCGGUCCGAGAACCUCCACUCGGAGUUCCUCGUCGGCGACAAGUGCACCAUAAAGAACCGGGCCAAGUUCGCGGAAUGCCUGUCGGCCGACAUACCGCGCGAGGAGCUGAUGUCGUCGGCCGUGGACUUCCCGCACGAAGACAGCGAGGGCUCGCCGACGUCCACGAAGAUACUCUUGCACAAGAGGCGCGUGCCGCCAGAGGCGCUCGAAGGGAAGGGGCCAGUGAAAGUGUGCGACGACUGCCGGAAGAUGCUGCUCGCGCUGGGCCGCGUCGUGUCCGCGAAGAUCUACCUGUCCAGCAAGGGCGCCGACAAGGCCGUCCGGCAGGAGCAGCAGUCAUGGAGGCAGAAGUUCUUGCAGUACGCCAUGCAGGGCACCGCCAUCGUGUUCGGGAACGGGAACGUGGACCACGCGAUGCGGAGCUUCCCACCGGAGCCCGACAUGCUCAGGGACACGUUCGUGGCCGUCUUCGCGGGCGCGGACGACGACGACGAGGGCAUCCCCCUGACUGAGGAGCAGAAGCAAGAGAGGGCCCCGAGAGCCAUGAGGGAGGAGGUGGCGUUGCACGUCGACAAAGCGGAGUACGACGCCCAGGCGCGGUUGUUGAAGCAGCACAACUACGUGUACAAUGACCCGGGCGUGCAGUACCGAUCGGACCUCGUGGACCAGUUUCCCCCGCAGCCGGGCGUGCCCGACUGCAUGCUGGCCUGCGCCAAGUACGUCCCCACGGACCCGGCGCUGGACGACGUCGCGCAGGCACAGGGGCCCGCCUCGGCCACCACUGGCGCGCAGGCCGAGAUGGGCGCGGCCGCCGAGGACGCGCAGGAGCUGACCAAGUGGCUGUCUGUCCUUGAGGACCACAUGGACGACGUCAGCGAGCUCACGUCCCUGCCGGCGCUCCAGGGCAUGCUCGAGAGGAUGGAGAGCCAGGCGGGGCGCGUGGUUGCCAACGAGCUGAUGUCCAGGCUCGAGGACCAGAGAGGCGAGGACAGGGCGAUGCAGCUGGACGAGAUCGGACGUCACCGCCUGCAGGAUCUCUUCAAGGAGUUCCACGCGCGCUGUCGGAAGAUGUCCCUGGGGGAGGACAUGGCGAAGCUGCACUGGCGUGUCCAGGCGCUGGCGACGAACACCUGCCAGGCGGGGGAGGAAGCGGGCGACCUGACGCGACCUCCGGGAGUCGCGGGGACUCCCGCCGAGGACGACCCGCGCUCCUUGCAGGAACCGCCCGGCCCAGACGGCCAGCGAAAGGCGAGGCUUGUGGUGCCCACUUCGAAGAAGGCGGAGACCUGGUGGGACCCGAAGUACUGGUCUAUUGCCAGGCCCACGGACUUCUGCUACGGGGACUGCGCUUGGGGCCUCGGCGAUAAGGAAAGCCGGCUCUGUUUCAGCGUGACGCACUUCAUCAAAAAUCUUCUCACGCGGGAGGAGAUGGAGUACGACGUGCCCGGCGACGAGGAGAGGUACAAGGCCGAACCCAUCAAUGGUUUCCGGAGCUCCUGGUACGACGUGCACCUGCUUCACUCCUUCUACAGAGUCACGGAGACGACCAACAGCACCUACACCUUCAUGAAGCAGCCCGGGGCGUUCGGGGCCGCUCGCGCAUGCGCGGACAUCGCGCCAGAGAUGAUCGGGGAGGUGCAGCUCAGGGCGCAGCAGACGACCGGGAAAGCCACGCUGAACGGCAUCCUCAAGGACAAGGACACCCCCAACGAGGUGCGCAAGGCCUUCGCCACCCUGGGCCAGGCCACUGCAAGUCUCGUCGGGUCCGACGGACACAGGCGGGAGCUGCGCGGAGAGGGCGAGGCGUAUACCCUGCGCCUCGGCCCGCCCGUCCAGUUCGUCACCCCGAACCUGGCCGACACCAAGCAGCCCCUGAUCCUCGUCGUGCAGGGGGAGGAGUACACCUUCGACAACGACCUGAACGAGGCGGAGAGAUUCACGUUCAGCGAGAUGUCGCAGCGUAUCGCGAAGGACCCCGCGGGCCAGGCCGUGGUAUUCGAGCUGAUGAUGAGGCUGUUCUUCGUCCACGUCCUUGGCCUGCGCCCAGAGGCCAUCGGGUGGCGGCGAGGAGAAGUUCAGAAGGCUUCGAAGCAUUGGGUUUCCGACGGCGUCGCUGCCGAUCUCAUGGGCGUGCCCGCAGUGUUCGGCCCCCUCGCGGCGGCCUUCGGGCCAGUCGAGGCCCAGGGGCGCGGCUCGCUGCACCCGCACAUUCUCAUCUGGCUGCUGCAGGGCCAGCUGCAUGUGCUCCUGGACAUGCUGCAGGGCGACCAGGCGCGCUUCCGGGGGCGCCUGAACAUGUGGAUGCGGCAGGUGGUGCGGGCCGUCGUCGCCACUGGGCAGAGCGCCGCGGAGCUGCAGCCCCGGCAGCUCCAGGGGGGCGAGGACAAGUGCGGGGUCCAGGUGCCGCCACUUCCGUUCGAAGUCAACGAGAAGCGGUACUUCAGAGCCAACGGGGGCACGGAAGUGGCGACGGCUGAGCAGCUCGGUGCCGCAGGCGACAAGGAGCCGCAGCCAUUGUAUAUCUUCGACCCCAAAGCGACCGAAGAGCAAGGCGAGGACGUCUACCACGAGGCGCUUCGCCCCAAUCUGCCGCUGCGCAACAAGGCCGGCGAGACCGUGGACGACGAAGCGACGUGGACAGAGCAGCAGGCCGCGGAGAGCAAGAGGCACUGGCAGCGGCCGCUCUCCAGCAGCGCCUCCGGCAUCUUCCCGAAGUACCGCAGCGGGUGCACCCUGGAGCAGUCUCUCCCGAGCGACGAGUGGAUUCGCGAGAUGUGCCGCGACGCGCGCGAGCUCGUCAUCGGUUGCGGCAUCCACGUCUGCAGCCCCUCCUGCUAUAAGUACCAUUCCGACAAGGCGCGCGGCUCGCAGAUCUGCCGCCACAACUACUACAACCUGGUGACAUUGUGCACGUGGCCCGAGGAUGGGGAUUCCCAGGAGUGCCGGCUCCGCACGCGCGGGAAGGCGCUGCGUGGCUGCAUCGUCAUAUUCCGGGAGACGGACUACGGCAUGGCUGGGCGCAUCGUCACCUUUCAGCUCCGCCCUGGGGAGACCACCACAAAGUAUGCGGCGCUCGUCUCGGCGCGGUGCAACGUGGACGUGCAGGACAUGAGACGGGCGCUGCCCCCGCGGCUGUGGAUGGAGGCGUCGGAGCUGGAACCGCGAGCGGAAGAAAAGGACCGCCAGAGUUACAACCAUGGCCUCUACCCUCAGCGCUACCCCGACUUCUCGGUGGGCGCCCGGGAGGCGAAGUGGGACCUCGUCGUAAUCACCGACUGGCACGGGAUCUUCAGGGAGCUCGCGAACUGCGGCAGUCCGAGCGUGGACGGUGACGACGCUGCGCGCGCCGACCUCCAACGCGAGCUUCAACGGCACGCGCUCGCCACUUUCGUGGAUGCUCACAACACGAGCUACUACGUGAAUUCUUACACCACGAAGGUGAACCCCAACAUGGACAACGUGCUCUGCAAGCUCCUUGACGGCGUGCGCCGCCUCAAAAGCCAGUGCGACGACCGGCAGGCGCAGGCCGCGGGCGACGUCGGCGACGACCCCCAGUCGACCGCUGCAGGGAAGCGCAAGGAGGAUUUCAAGCGCACGCUGCAGGUGCUGUCCCGCUUCGAGACCUGCUUCCGCAGGGCUUCCUGGAAAGGCGGCAGCGAGAUGGUAUUCCCAAUGCUCUUUGGGCACCUUUCCUUCAUGACGCACUGUUGCUGGAAGGCGUUCAUGCGGAAAUCCAUCUACCUCGCCGCGGAGUCCUGGCGCAGGCGAUACGGUCAGGCCGACGCCGCGGAAAGCCCGCCCGCCGCCUCGAUCACGUACGCGGUUCCCGGCACUGGCGAGCAGGUCGCGAUGCCGGGGUGGAGCGAGGUGCAGCGCGAGGGGGAGACGUUGUACGUCAGCCCCGACGGCGAGGAGUUCGACACGAUCGAGUACGCGCACCAGGCGUUCCAGAUCACGAACGCCAGCGGCGGCUCGCUGCGCAACGUGACGAAGGCGUUGCAAAAGAUGCGGGAAGGCGAGGCCGAAGAAGAGGUGACCGAGGCACCGGGGCCGACUGUCCAGGGCCUCGCGCAGGGCAAGCUCAUGGGGGCCGUGCUGAGCCAGCACGACGACUGGAUGCACCGCGGUGACCACCCUAUUGUCCGAGACAUGAGCUUGUACGUCUACAGCAUCUGGGUGUACCGCGUGGAACUGCCGCUGCAUGCCCUCCCGGCCGGGGAGCUGGAGCCCGAGGGCAGCGGGGGUCGCACCCUGCACGUCGACAUCCCCUUCGACUCGGCCUACUCGGCGGCGCGGAACUGGACUCAGAGGCUGGCCGUCGAGCCGCGCAUUCCGAAGCCAGACGGCUUCCAGUUCGUGAGCGCGGAGUCGAACGUGGAGACGCACUACCUCAUGAAGUCGGUGCUGCUCCGACCAGUGCACCUGCCGGACGCCGACGGGCCCAACGACACGAAGGAGCUGCGCUACCUCCGCGCGUACGAGCACCUGUGCGCGGCGCCGGUGGGCGAGCCGGAGUG
This is a messenger RNA of Prorocentrum cordatum, 7130 nucleotides long. NCBI's taxonomy places the organism in Eukaryota, Dinophyceae, Prorocentrales, Prorocentraceae. The record is from the annotation of a GenBank genome assembly.